This is a messenger RNA of Centrocercus urophasianus (Greater sage-grouse), 2979 nucleotides long. It is a transcript of the gene CDC50A, whose product is annotated as transmembrane protein 30A. The transcript is spliced from 7 exons. Gene Ontology annotation, biological process: phospholipid translocation. Gene Ontology annotation, cellular component: plasma membrane; endoplasmic reticulum; Golgi apparatus. Lineage: Eukaryota; Metazoa; Chordata; Aves; Galliformes; Phasianidae. The record is from RefSeq and is a predicted model, not a curated record. Bases 11 to 1132 code for a protein of 373 amino acids.
GGGUGGCGUCAUGGCGGUGAACUACAGCGCUAAGGAGGAGGCGGACGGGCACCCUGCGGGCGGCGGGCCUGGCGGCGGGGCCGCGGCCGGCGGUGGUGGAGCGGUGAAGACCCGCAAGCCGGACAACACGGCGUUCAAGCAGCAGCGCCUGCCCGCCUGGCAGCCCAUCCUGACGGCGGGCACAGUGCUGCCGGCCUUCUUCAUUAUCGGCCUCAUCUUCAUCCCCAUCGGUAUCGGCAUCUUCGUCACCUCCAACAACAUCCGCGAGUACGAGAUCGAUUAUACAGGAAUAGAGCCUUCCAGUCCUUGCAACAAAUGUUUAAAUGUGUCCUGGGAUAGCACACCGCCUUGUACUUGCACAAUCAAUUUCACAUUGGAGCAUUCAUUUGAGAGUAAUGUAUUCAUGUAUUAUGGACUUUCCAACUUCUAUCAAAACCACCGUCGCUAUGUGAAAUCGCGAGAUGACAGCCAGCUAAACGGAGACAACAGCUCAUUACUUAAUCCAAGUAAGGAAUGUGAGCCCUACCGCACAAACGAGGAUAAGCCCAUUGCUCCCUGUGGGGCUAUUGCCAACAGUAUGUUUAAUGAUACAUUGGAAUUAUACCACGUUGAAAAUGACACAAGGACUGCUAUUACUUUGAUUAAAAAAGGCAUUGCGUGGUGGACAGAUAAAAAUGUGAAGUUCAGGAACCCUACAGGAGAUGGAAAUAAUUUAACUGCACUCUUCCAAGGUACAACAAAACCAGUAAACUGGCCCAAACCAGUGUAUAUGCUGGACUCUGAGCCUGACAACAAUGGCUUUAUCAAUGAAGACUUUAUCGUGUGGAUGCGCACUGCUGCUCUGCCAACGUUUCGUAAGCUGUAUCGUCUCAUUGAAAGGAAGAGUAACUUACAGCCUACCUUACAGGCUGGAAAAUAUUCUUUGGAUAUCACGUACAAUUAUCCCGUGCACAGUUUUGAUGGACGAAAAAGAAUGAUCCUAAGCACCAUCUCAUGGAUGGGAGGCAAAAACCCCUUUCUGGGAAUUGCGUACAUCACUGUUGGGUCCAUAUGCUUCUUCUUAGGAGUUGUAUUGCUGAUCAUCCAUCACAAAUACGGAAAUAGAAACACUAGUGCAGACAUUCCCAAUUAAUCUCGCAUUUUGAAAGCAACCAUGCUGCAUGUGCAUCAAGGCCAGUCCAGAACGGACUCAGUUGUUGGAAGAUAAAUCUCUGCUAACGUCACUUCUGAGGCUGGGUAUAUAAUUUUAUCUAAAGACCUCCUUUUCCCUUGCUGUGAAUUAAAUCUCAAAAUGACGGGUAUACAAUUAACUGCAUUGACUGUAUCUCUGCAUACAUCAGAAACAUUUUUCUGAUGUUUGCCUCUAGCUGGGCAGGCCACUUGAUGCAUGUAGCCCUGGUUCCCUUGAUGCAUCUGCUGCUUGUCAUGUGCUGUGUAAUGUCAGUAUGAUUCAGUACAUACAGAUUGUGGAGAAGACCAUUGUAAGAUACUGUGUAAAUUGUUAACUUAGCAGAAUUUGAGUGUCAGUGCUGUUGAAAGGAAAAGGCAAGUCUCAAGUGUUUUUUCGAUUUACUGUCUUGUGUGCAUGGACUCCUACAUUUCUGGCUGAGAUUUUAAUAUAUUUAUAUUAGCAGUUAAAUGUUUUUUCCUGUGUCCUACCCACCUUUGUUAUGUUACAUUAUUUAAAGGCAGUGCAAACUGCAGCACCUGGAAUUCCUUUUAAUAGUUGCAACAGAUGUGCCUGGCCAGUAAAACAGCAUUCUAUAAAGGCAUCGGAAAGCCUAUUUGUGAAUUAUCUGUAUGAGUUCCUCUUAAAUUUUGUUCUAAACUGGGAGACAUUUGUUGCAGGUAGAACCUGCGGUUUUGUCAUUUUCUUUGCUUUAAGUUAUAUCCAGCAGUAGUUUUCCUGAUGUGCUUGCUAGUUUUACUUUUUAAAGAUUAUCUCCAAGCAGUAAGCAAGAUGAACCUAAAAUGUCUGUUCCAGUCACAAAUUUGAGCAAAUUCCUUUCACUAACAGAGUUUAUUGAAAUGUGUAUUCUGCUGAGUAGGCUUUGUUGUAAAGGAAAUCUCAUGUUCUGUUUCCUUAUUUGGAGUAGAUGCCACAAUAAAUUCUUUCAGUGUUGAGAUACUGAACUGUAGAAAUGGAAGAGUUGAGAUGACAGUAAUCUCUGUUAUUCCAGUGCAGGUUAAGUUUGCAGUGAAACAUAAUUGAAAUAUUGCAGUUAGAAGCGGUGUGAGUUUUAAUGUCUUAAACUACAGAAAGAUUCACUUCCAGGUUAAUUUGAAGCUAGCUAAUCUGUAAAAUACUAUUUGACUUUUUUUUUUUUUUUUUUUUUUAGAUGAUGCACAGAAAUUGUAAUGUAUAUGGUGGAGAUCACUUUAUAUGCAACUAGCUUCAUAAGUACUGAGUGUAUUAAAAAGACCUAAUAAAUUCUGCAAACCAUUUAUUAAGAGCUUUUACUUUGUUCUUGAACAUGCAUUUAUUUUCAUCUGGAUGAAAAGACAUUAAGAUUGAAUGCAUUUUACGCAGAUUAUGUUUCUCACUUACAAAAAAAUCAAUGUAACAUCCAUAGCCAACUUUAUACAACACUGUAUUAAUUUAGCACAUAAAUGCAAAACUAUUUUUACUCAAUUACUUGUGUAAUCUUUUUCAGCUAGCAGUUUAAGUGUAUUGGUCUGCAUACACUGCAGAGUGAAGCAGUGUUUCCAUGGUGCUGGUUUUCUGUAUAAGCAUGUAAUUUGCUUACACAGUAUAUUGUGGAAACACAGGGCUCUUAAAUCUUCUAGGUUUUUUUGUAGUGUUGUGUCUGUUGCUGGAACUAUAGUAUAAGGAUAUAUAACUCUGUAUAUUGCAAGGUUGAAAAGUUGCACAAAAUUUUAAGCUGGUCAUUCCUCUGUAGAAGAGUUUAGUCAAAACAAAGUAAACAAGUAAGGAGAUGUUUUCCAUUUACUGCUUAUUAAAAUAUUUUGAUUUUUAAA